Molecule: messenger RNA, 2112 nt
Organism: Carcharodon carcharias (great white shark)
Lineage: Eukaryota; Metazoa; Chordata; Chondrichthyes; Lamniformes; Lamnidae
Gene: msi2b
Product: musashi RNA-binding protein 2b
Exons: 16
Coding region: 184-1518 (444 amino acids)
Cellular component (GO): cytoplasm
Molecular function (GO): RNA binding
Source: RefSeq, a predicted model, not a curated record
UGGGGGGCUCAGGCAGCAGCAGCAGCAAAGCGGCGGCUCCGGACUGAGCUGAUCCCCACGUGUGACGAGCUCAUUCCCGGCUGCCAGUCGCUUCUCUGAGCGGGGGCUUCUUUCCUUUUAAUUUUGGGGGGUGGGGGGGCUGUGUGAGUGAGUGAGUGUGGUUUUUAUUUUUAGUUGCUAGAUAUGGAAGCAGACGGUAGCCAAGCCACCUCUGGCAGUCCAAACGACUCGCAACAUGACCCAGGUAAAAUGUUCAUCGGCGGCCUCAGCUGGCAGACUUCACCAGAUAGCCUUAGGGACUAUUUUAGCAAAUUUGGCGAAAUCAGGGAAUGUAUGGUAAUGCGAGACCCGACCACGAAGCGAUCCAGAGGCUUCGGUUUCGUUACGUUUGCCGAUCCUGCAAGUGUAGAUAAAGUAUUAGCUCAGCCCCACCACGAAUUAGAUUCCAAGACGAUUGACCCUAAGGUUGCAUUUCCUCGAAGAGCACAGCCCAAGAUGGUCACACGAACAAAGAAAAUAUUUGUAGGUGGAUUAUCUGCAAAUACAGUAGUGGAUGAUGUAAAGCAGUACUUUGAGCAGUUUGGCAAGGUAGAAGAUGCCAUGCUAAUGUUUGAUAAGACAACUAACAGGCAUAGAGGAUUUGGCUUUGUAACUUUUGAAAGUGAAGAAGUUGUUGAGAAAGUCUGUGAAAUCCAUUUCCACGAAAUCAAUAAUAAAAUGGUAGAAUGUAAGAAAGCACAGCCUAAGGAAGUGAUGUUCCCACCAGGAACCCGUGGUCGUGCUCGGGGAUUGCCGUACACCAUGGAUGCGUUCAUGCUGGGAAUGGGAAUGCUGGGUUACCCAAACUUUGUUGCAACGUAUGGUCGUGGAUACCCAGGAUUCGCACCAAGCUACAGCUACCAGUUCCCAGGCUUCCCAGCAGCAGCCUACGGCCCAGUAGCAGCGGCAGCGGCAGCAGCGCGAGGCUCAGGUAGGGGCGCCCGUGGAAGAGGCGGCUACAUGGCAUACCCUCAGAAUGUAGGGGCAGGGUUUCCCGAUUACGGUUUCUAUUCCACGCCCGGUGAUCAGCGGGCCUCCUUCUCGUUUGCGGACUACGGCUCGGUUGGACUGCGGGCCGCUCAGAUGCUUCGCAGUGAGCACGCUCCGUCAGCAAGCAGUCCCUCCCUGCACCAUCUAACCAAUCCGGAUCAGUUUAAGAACCCAGGGUCUGCACCCGGAUUAAACAGCCACCUGCUAACGUGGCCACAACCACUGGUAAAAAUGACAGUCCUGAAUAGCUACAGUGCUCAACCGAAUUAUGGCGCCCCUGCUUCCCCAGCAGGCACCAACCCACCGCGGCCUGGUGGAUUCCCUGGAGCCAACAGUCCAGGCCCGGUUGCUGAUAUUUAUGGUACAGCCAGCCAAGACUCUGGUGUCGGUAACUACAUGAGCGCUACCAGUCCCCAACCCGGCUCUGGCUUUGGACACAGCAUUGGGGGCCCCUUGAUUGCGACGGCAUUCACAAACGGAUACCAUUGAAAGCAAACAGGUGGUUGGUUGGUUGCCAUCUCAGGUUUGAGAGUUUAUCAGGAGCUCCAUGCAAGACUGGCCGAACUUUCUGACUGGUCCCAGAUUCAGGUGAUGUCAUCAAAGCGAAGAGGAAAACUUUAACAAAAACACACACAAACGAGCACUACAUCAUCACCGAGCAAAGAAAACUGGAGGUGGCACUCUGUGGACUAAUUGAUUUUUUAAAAAGAAAAAUUAAAUUGCAUCAUCUCAGUGGUCUACUGUAUUAUAAUAAUCUUAGGGUAAAAAGAAAAUGGCAUUUUAAAUGAUUAUUAAUAAUAAUAGUCUUUUUAGUGUUUUUUGAUUUAUUUUGAAAUUUAUUUGAAUCACAGAUAUUAUUUUUUCCCUGCUAUUUGUGUUAUGGGUAGUGACGUAGUUCUUAGACUGUGUAUAAUAUUUCUGACACCAUUAAUCCUGCAAUGUAAUCUCUUCAAACUUUAUGUGUGCGUGUGUGUGUGUGAGCGUGUCAUUUUGACUGGGAAAGAGCCCUGUUUUAGUUCAUAAGAGCCUUCCUCCCAGAUUUUAUGAAUUCUGAAGAACUGUAGGUGUUUGAGGAGCGGGUGA